Molecule: messenger RNA, 3174 nt
Organism: Asterias rubens (European starfish)
Lineage: Eukaryota; Metazoa; Echinodermata; Asteroidea; Forcipulatida; Asteriidae
Exons: 1
Coding region: 1-3174 (1057 amino acids)
Source: RefSeq, a predicted model, not a curated record
AUGGCCAGUGCUGAGACGAAGAAGAUGAGAGGUCUUGCGAAGGGACGAUUCACUAGAAUAUGUCGUUCAAUUGACACCGCAAUCACGCAGAGAAAGCCCCUAGAGUAUGUCAACAUGUUGGCAUCGGAUUUGAAGUCGGCAUGUGACACUGUCUACGCCAAGCAUGAAGAUUUCAUUCUGCACACUGACGGUGAAGAAGAUGAAGAUUGGAUUUCCAACAUAGAAGAGAGAUACGAUGAGAUCAGAGAGAUGAUUAUGCACUACAAGAUCCACGCCCAGAAAGAUGAGACAGAUGCCUCCAAACUAGAACAGGCACAACUUGAGAGCGAGGCUAAGCAAAUGUCACUGCACAAGGCGAGAAAUCUAAGAGACGUUCAUGAGGCGGAUCUUCGUCAACUUUGUAAGGGUAUUACGUCAUACAUCGAGAACGAGUCAGUUGAUGCAGUGAAGACUGGGAAGAUAGAGUUUAAGCAAUUAAUGGAAGAUACCAAAGCAGCUCACAUGCAGUACGUCAUGAUGUUACCAGCGGACGAGUUUGAAAGUGAAAAUACAUGGCUUCUACCAAUUCGUGAAUCCUACUACAAAGUAAGUGAAGCAAUCGGCAAAUUCCUAGAUUGUCAUGGAUCUUCUUCAUCCCCAGCUCAUCAUGGGAAGAAAUCAACAAGUGGGUUCCAUAUAGAGAAGAUGCGUCUACCAGUCUUCGAUGGUGACGUCAGAAAUUACCCAAGAUUUCGUUCAGAUUUCAAGAAAUUCAUCCAACCUGAGACCACAGUAGAUCAGUCUGCUUUUGUUCUGCGCAGGUCUUUGGGUGAGAAGCCGCUCCAAGUGAUUGGCGCUAUUGACGAUGAUGUCAACGAAAUUUGGACGAGGUUGGAUGAGCGGUAUGGGGAUCCCAUCAAGAUGGCGGACUCCAUUAUGCGAGAUUUCGAGAAAAUAAAGCCAGUUAGGGAUGGAGACGACAGGCGGUUUGUGGAAUUAGUCGACGUUGUUGUGAGAAGUUACAACGAUCUCACAAAGGUUGGAAUGGAGAGAGAGAUUUCCAAUACUAGAGUAGUUGGAGAUAUAGAGCGGAGACUACCCCCCAUAGUGAGAAGAGAGUGGUCCAGGUCCCUUUAUGACGACAAAUCCGAAGUGGAUCGCUCCGACAGGUUUCCAGCUCUUCUUCAAUUCUUAGUAAAGGAAAAGAAGAGUGUCGAGUACGAGUUGUCUGAUAUUAGAAGUCUCGCUACUCAUAGCAGCUCUCCAAGAGCUACAGUGAACACCACAGACGUCAAGGAGAAACAUGAGGCCACAAAGCGAGAUGUAAUUAAGAAGUGUCUCCUUCACAUUGAUGGUAACCACACAACACCAGAGUGCCGAAUAUUCAUGGGCAAAUCAGUUCCAGAAAGAGCGCAGAUCGUGAGAGAAAAGGGAGCAUGUUACUGUUGUCUGAAUCGUGGACACAGAAUAACGGAUUGCAGAAAGAAGAAGAAGUGUGAUGUCAUCAAUUGUACUCGCACUCACCAUCCAACACUGCACAACAGCCAGCAAGUAGCCGAACAGACCCAAACCUCCACAGUCAAUAACCACACUGUGGCAACAUCAAGAUCCAAUGACGCAUGUCUCCUGCAAUUGAUGAAGAUCAAGGUUGGCCCAACCCACAUGAACGUGCUAUGGGAUGGUUGCGCUACAUCUUCCCUUGUCACCAUCACGGCAGCUAAAGCAGCAGGCUUGAGAGGUACCCCCAUCAAGGUGUCUAUAACAAAGGUGGGCGGAGUGACAGAAGAGAUUGACAGUUUCCGUUACUCUGUGCCUCUUACUGACAGACAGGGCUACAUAGUGCACAUCUUAGCCUACGGGAUUGACCGCAUCACUGCAGACAUAGAGAAUAUCAACACACAGAGUGUUGUGGGACUCUUUAUGGGCGUAAGCCGGGAGCAGAUUGAGCGCCCCAGGGGCCAAGUAGACCUCCUCAUCGGGUUUGAAUAUGCAGGGUACCACCCAAUAAGACUACAAGCUGUAGACCACUUGCUUGUCCUGGAGAAUAGAUUCGGUAGAUGUUUGGGAGGCACUCAUCCAGCCAUUACCGAGAGAACCAGACGAAUCCUUGCCGCUACAGCAAUGAUCCACCAUGUGUCCACUUGCAGCCUAGACCAAUUCAUGACGUUGGAGAGCAUGGGAGUGGAGUGUAACCCAAGAUGUGGGAACUGUAGAUGUGGUAAAUGUCCCAUCGGGUCCAAAGACUACACUUUGAAGGAAGAGCGUGAACUUGCACUAAUUGAUCAGAAUCUCGUCUUUCAAGGAUCUCAUUGGGAAGCAGCUUAUCCCUGGAUUAAGGAUCCUGCUAAUCUACCAGACAACAGACACGUUGCAUUUGCCACACUGAGAGCCCUAGAGCGACGGCUGGAGCGUGACCCCACCAAGGCGCAAGUGUACGACGCACAGAUGAAAGACAUGAUAGAUCGAGGCGUCGCCCGAGCAAUCCCCAAGGAAGAAAUGGCUUCGUAUAAGGGACCGAUCCACUACAUAGCCCAUCACGAAGUCCUGAAGCCAGACAGCAAGAGCACCCCAGUCAGGAUUGUAUUCAAUAGCAGUGCCAACUACAAAGGACAUAUCCUCAACGACUACUGGGCUAAAGGUCCAGACAUGAUGAACUCUCUCCUGGGAGUACUCCUUCGAUUUCGAGAGAACGAGGUAGCUUUGGUUGGUGAUAUCCGCAAGAUGUAUCACAGCGUCUUUACCACAUUGAAGGACCAACACUGCCACAAAUUUCUCUGGAGAGGAAUGCGGACCGGCAAGGAUCCAAAGACAUACUGCAUGAAAGUUGUCAAUAUGGGCGACCGGCCAUCAGCCACCAUCGCCACUGUGGCACUGAAGAAGACUGCUGAGCUUGGCAAAGACAAAUUCCCCGAAGCCGCAAGCACGAUCCAGCGGAAUGUUUACAUUGAUGAUAUCCUCGAGUCUGUGCCAACACUAAACAAAGCCCUGAUCCAUGCACAAGAGAUUGACCAAUUGAUCAAGCCAGGAAAUUUCUUCCUAAAGAAAUGGGUGUUUUCUGGAGGACUCGACAAAGAUGAUGAAGAAUGGCCUAGCAAGGAAAACAGUGAGAAGGUUCUUGGCAUUUCAUGGGACCCAAGAGAGAUGUUUUCCACUUCAUCACAUGGAUCAAUUUCGCAUAAAAGAAGAAAAAGAUGA